Messenger RNA from Daphnia pulex (common water flea), 1095 nucleotides. Its product is annotated as ATP-dependent DNA helicase PIF1-like. NCBI's taxonomy places the organism in Eukaryota, Metazoa, Arthropoda, Branchiopoda, Diplostraca, Daphniidae. Gene Ontology annotation, biological process: DNA repair; telomere maintenance. The transcript is spliced from 2 exons. Gene Ontology annotation, molecular function: DNA helicase activity. The coding region runs from base 1 to 1095 and encodes 364 amino acids. The record is from RefSeq and is a predicted model, not a curated record.
AUGGUGACACCACACAUGCUGGGUCUCAUCGACACUAGACUGAGGCAAUUAAAAGGCGAACCCGACAAACUCUACGGUGGUGUUCACCUCAUCUUUUGUGGCGACUUCUACCAACUUCCACCGGUCGGCAGCGACACCAUUUACUCCAACAUCAAUGCCACAGCAGGUGUCAAUACCAUCCGAGCAUCGAACGGCCGGCACACUUGGAAAACGUGCCUCACCGACGUCAUAGAACUCACCAAAAACCACAGGCAACAAGACCCGAAAUGGGCAUCGGCCCUCGAACAUUUUAGGGUCAAUCAACCUCGUCAAGAUGACAUCGAUUUAGUUUCCAGCAGGUACAUGUUCGAUGACCUCCAUCCCAUACCCAGUCCACCAAAAUUUACCAUGACGGCCUUCCCUUUCAAUGACAAGCGCGAAAAAGCGCUGCGAUACUGCGAGCAACAGCUCCUUCAAAAACUCCCCAAUUGCAGAAAACUUGACGACUGGCGUACCCACGACAUCUUGCUGGUUAAAGCCAUCGUCAAACCCUCCAAAACAUCCAACCCCAUGACAGAAACCCAAAUAGAAGCCAUCCGUAAUCUAGGCUCCAAAAAACUAGGUCGGUCAGGCAACUUGUACUGUAUCGUCGACGCACCAUACAUCGUCACGAAAAACGCCGACGUUUCCAAAGGAGUGGCCAACGGAACGCUAGCCUUCCUUCAGGGUGCCUACCGUCUACGCCAACGAUGUACAAUGUCAUUAUUUCAACAUAAAAAUUCUGCAUGGAACAACGUCUCUCCUUUCACCAUCAUACCCAAAGGCUGGUUCCCGGUCGUCCCUUCCACCAAAUCCGCCGAAUGCAAUUUCAACGAAUUCUACCGGACCAAAAUUCAGAUGCACCAGUUGCCGUGCGUCCUAUCCUUAGUUUUCACUGGACACAAAACGCAAGGACUCACCACCGACUCCAUAAUUCUAGCUUGCUUGGCCCCCAAAGAUAAAUCAGGAGUCAGUGGAUGGCUUUACGUCAUUCUGUCAAGGGUAAAAACCAUCGAAGGAUUGUUUCUAAUGGAAAAUAUCGAAAAAAAAUCCGGCCAAAUACGUCGCAAGAUCUGA